This is a messenger RNA of Coccomyxa subellipsoidea C-169, 1560 nucleotides long. RefSeq lists its product as hypothetical. The coding region runs from base 1 to 1356 and encodes 451 amino acids. The record is from RefSeq and is a predicted model, not a curated record. The transcript is spliced from 10 exons. Gene Ontology annotation, molecular function: glycosyltransferase activity. NCBI's taxonomy places the organism in Eukaryota, Viridiplantae, Chlorophyta, Trebouxiophyceae, Coccomyxaceae.
AUGAAACUGCACCGGGACGGUGUCUGGUUUGAUUGGGGAGGAGCCAAUAGAGGGGCUGGGCAGCGUGUUGGGGUGGCGAAUGGGGUGUUUCCGGCUGGCUGCAAGUGGCGCGAUGUGCAGCAUGAUGGCGGUGAGAAGGAUUUCUGGGCCGUGGAAGAGUACGAGUACUGGGAUGAGGGCAAGCAAGUCUGGACGAGCAAACGGCCCCCUGCAUGCAUUGUUCAAGGCCAUGCAGGCUCAAAUGAGUGGGAGACUGAGAGGCUGGGCUCACCAAGGACAGAAGUCAACUGUACAGUCACGCACUGCGUCUACCAGAAUCUCUGGUACAACAACGGCCGUUUCUUUCUGCUGGUUGAUGGCCCUGAUGCAGUGACUGGGUGGAAGAUGACGCGGAAUCAGGAUCUCAACAUUCUGCAUGUGGACAAUGCAACGGCGUUCGUUGACAACCUGCAAUGGCGCAUGGUCACCAAUGACACCCUCCUCUUUGACUUUGUCUACUUCCUUCAUCCGGUACAUCUUUUGGAGUGGGCGCGAGCUGUGAUUGCAACGACCUUGGGAGUGUUGCCUUCACGUGCCCUGCCACCACUCCUGAUGCAGCAGGAGGUGGACUCUGUCUGGGACCAGAUCUUGUCGCCGCUGGAGGGGUUUGGGCGGAGGGAGUGGGUGUGCUUUGAGAGGGCUCUGGUGGUGCGCGACAUGUUCCUGGGCGGAGAACGCACAUUCCUCAAUCAGGAGGACGCCCGCGCCUUCCGCUCCAUGAUUUACGCCCUGUACGGGCUGCCGCCGCCCACCGAGCGGCCGGUGCCGCGCGUGAUCACUUUCCAGCGCAAGCGCGCGAACCGCCGUGUGGUCAACGAGGAGCAGCUGAUCAGCCUGCUCAAGGAGUUUGGCGAGGUGCAUGUGGUGGAGUUCAACUCGUCGACACCGUUUGAGGAGCAGCUGCACACGAUGGCGGGGACAGGGGUGUUUGUCAGCGUGCACACCUCCAACCUGGCCAAUGCACCCUUCCUGCAGCCGGGCAGCGCUGUCAUUGAGAUCAUCCAGCGCAACUGGAUCUGGGAUAACCUGGACAGGUCCUUCCAAUUACAAACGGCAAGGAUGGGGGACAUUCACCAUUUUGCCUGGCGAGCCCGCUUUAGGAACCAGACCAUCUACAUCAACAAAAGGGACGGGGAGCGCUUUGGGGAUUGGGAGCCUCUACAGUGUUCGACGGAGGACUGUGUGGAGGCGCACACGAAUGUGGAUGUGGUUGUCAACCUGGACGAGUUCAGGGCCUUGCUGGAGAGCCGUCUUCCCCUUGUCUAUGGUGGUGCUAGCGUUGAUGAGGCUGCACUGCCCUGGCCACCCAUAGAGUAGCUAGAAUAAAUUACAUGUAGGCCCUUUCAGAUCUCCGUACAAGAUAGUGUGGGUGAGGUAGAGUUUGUUGCAUCCCUGGCAGUCUGGAAACUUGCCUGGGGAUGCUUCUUCAACAUGUACAAUUGGACUUCCAGUAUAUAAGGGGUGUCCGGAUACUACAUGAAAAGCAUCAGCUGAUCUGAGAUGUAAGAGCAAGCUGGCUGC